Molecule: messenger RNA, 3143 nt
Organism: Syngnathus acus (greater pipefish)
Lineage: Eukaryota; Metazoa; Chordata; Actinopteri; Syngnathiformes; Syngnathidae
Product: sorting nexin-14-like
Exons: 27
Biological process (GO): autophagosome maturation
Cellular component (GO): late endosome
Molecular function (GO): phosphatidylinositol-3,5-bisphosphate binding
Source: RefSeq, a predicted model, not a curated record
CGUCCGUCAAAGAAGUCGCUAAACUUGGAACAUUUUCCCCAGGUCGAGGAUGAGCUAACGAUAAGAAUGCUUCGUUUUGGGGGCGACAAGAUGGCUGUUUUGUCGGCUUUAUGGCGAGCUCUACGACUGGACGCGUUCCUCACUUGGGCUCGUCAGUUUCCGCUAGCCAGCUGCCUGCUCGCCGCCUUGUUGGCCGCCACAAUCCUGUUCCACAGGUACCUCCACAUCCUAAUUGGAUUGUGGUCUUUCUUAGUGGGUGUGGUUACCUUCUAUUGGGCUCUGGAACCCGAGUCACUGCUCCCAAAUGUCUUGUUCGCGAGCAAAGCGCCACGCAAGUGUCAGGAACCGGAGCUGUUUCCUUUGGGUCGCAGCUGUGCCGUGUGCGGGAAGGUGAAAUGCAAGCGGCAUCGCCCGACGUUGCUACUGGAGAACUACCAGCCGUGGGUGGGCCUCGAGAUUCACUCCAAGGUGGACACGGCCAUCACAGAGGUGUUUGAGCUGGUUCUGGAGAACUUCGUGUAUCCUUGGUACCGGGACAUCACGGAUGACGAGGCGUGCGUGGACGAGCUUCGUUUGAGCUUCCGCUUCCUAGCGUCCGUGUUGGUCCGCAGAGCUCGGAAGGUAGACCUCCCGGCUGUCUUCGGCGACCACGUGAUGAAAGCCGCCGUCAAGCACGUGGAGGUUCUGGCUAAAGCCCGCGCUCGAGUCCAUCAAGGUCUGACGCUGCAGCAGGCAGCUCUGGAGGAGUACGGCGUUGACCUCCACGUGGCCGUGCGCAGCCGCCAGGAUGAGCUGCUCUACCUCAGGAAGCUCAGCGAGAUGCUCUUCCCGUACUUGAUGCCGCCAAAAGCCGGCGAGUGCAGGUCGCUGGCACUGCUGCUGCGGGAGGUCUUGACAGGGACCGUCCUGCUGCCCACCAUGGACUUCACGGCCGACCCGGACACGGUCAACUUAAUGGUGCUCAAGUUGGUUGACGACUCACCGCCUGAAGCCGCCAGCGAAGCGCCGUCCGCUCGUGUUCCGUUCCUGCGCAAAUACACCGACCGCGGCGGCAACAAGCUCUCGGUUCUCAAGUUGGAGCUCAAACAGAUCCGAGAGCAGCAGGACCUUCUCUUCCGCUUCAUGAACUUCCUAAAGCGGGAGGGCGCCGUGCACGUCCUUCAGUUCUGCCUGGCCGUGGAGGAGCUCAACGCCAAGGUCUUGAAUCCGGAGCUGUGCGACUCGGAGCUGCGCCGUCUGCACGGCGAGGUUGUGCACAUCUACCAGACGUACUGCGUGGACGAGAGCGUAGACAAGAUCAACUUGGACCGAGCCACGGUGGACGACAUCAGGAACGUGGCCGUCGGUCCGUACGGCGCCGUGGUCAAGCUGCAGACCACGCGGUGCCUCUUUGAAGCAUACGAGCACGUCUUGUCGCUCCUGGAGAACGUCUUCACGCCAAUGUUCUGCCACAGCGACGAGUAUUUCAGACACCUGCUGAAAGGAGCCGAGUCGCCAGCCAGGAGCUCGCGUGUCAGCAGGUCGGUCUCACAAUCCCCAACUCGCAGGUUCUUUCAUCACUAAUCAGUCAACGGUUACACGGCGGCCAGGAACGCCUCCAAGCGCGGCGAGUCCUUUGGGAUCGCCAGGAUCGGCAGUAAAAUCAAAGGCGUGUUCAGGAGCACCGCCACGGAGGGCGCCGUCUUGCCGCCCAGCGCCACCGCCGAGGCUGACGUCAAUGCGGUGGAGGAGGCCAUGGCGGUGGUGGAGGAGGAGGCGGAGGAGGAGGACGACGCAGCCGUCCCCGCCACCGCGGGCAGUCUGAGGAAGCUGUCGGCCUGGACCGUCACCAUUCCCUACGUGGACUUUGACGAGGAUGAAGCCAAGAGAGAGAAGAUUCCCGUCUUCUGUAUCGACGUAGAGCGCAACGACAGAAAGGAAGUCGGACACGAUCCCGAGAGUUGGUCCAUCUACAGAAGAUACUUGGAGUUUUACGUGCUGGAGUCCAAGCUGACAGAGUUCCACGGCACCUUUGCUGACGCGCAGCUGCCCCCCAAACGCAUCCUGGGACCCAAGAACCACGAAUUCCUCACCUCCAAGAGGGAAGACUUUGAGGACUACCUCCAGAAACUGCUGCGCUGCCCGGAGCUCAGCAACAGCCAGCUGCUGGCCGACUUCCUGUCUCCUCACGGCACGGGCUCUCAGUUUACGGACAGGAUACUUCCCGACGUCAACUUGGGCAAGAUUUUCAAGUCCGUCCCGGGGAAGUUGAUGAAGGAGAAAGGUCAGAACCUGGAGCCGUUCAUCCAGUCCUUCUUCAACUCCUGCGAGUCGCCAAAAGCCAAACCCGGCCGGCCUGAACUGAUCGUCCUCAGCCCGAGCGCUGACGCCAACAAGCGGCUCAACAACCAGAUCUUCAGCAAGGAGCCCGCCACAGCCCGGGUGGGGAAGGCGGGCCAGCGCAACCGCCGUCGUUCGGCGGAGCUCGGCGUGGACGGCAUGUACGACUACCUACUGCACGUGGGUCGAUUGGUGUUCCGGAUGCCGCGCUGGCUGGAUCAUUUGCUGUCGGCGAGCAGGAUGGUCCUCAAGAACACCUUGGAGGCCUACGCGGAGCAGCGGAUGCGUAGCAAGAUGGACGCCAUCCUGCAAGAGCACCGCCUGGUCUUGCUCAUCACCCAACUACGAGACGCCAUCUUCUCCAAAAGCGCGGAGGAGCGCGACGGCCCGGCCAAGGCGGCGCGAGCCAGGAGGACCUUUGAGGAGAUGACGGCCUAUCUGCCCGACGCCCUCGGGAGGUGCCUCGGCGAGGAGGCCAAACGUGAGGGGGUCCGGCUCCUCUUUGAGGGCCUCCAGCAGCCGCUCCUCAACAAGCAGAUGUCCUAUGUGCUGCUGGACGUGGCUGUGCUGGAGCUCUUCCCUGAACUGCGCCGCUGAGCAAGCAAGGAGGGGCGCCAGGCCAGCUCGAUGGACGGAUGGAAGGAAGGAGCAAGGAGGGGCGCCAGGCCAGCUCGACGGACGGACGGACGCAAAAACACUUCCUCCAAAUUGAUGUGAUGAACGAGUUGGCAAAUGCUUUUUAUUUCUCUGCUAUACUUGGAGUUUGUCUUCAUGGCCAGAUUUUGACUCGACAGAAUAUUCAUAAUAAAAAUAAAUGAUUCUAC